Messenger RNA from Prorocentrum cordatum, 237 nucleotides. The record is from the annotation of a GenBank genome assembly. NCBI's taxonomy places the organism in Eukaryota, Dinophyceae, Prorocentrales, Prorocentraceae.
GCGUUCAGUGACAGCGAGGUCGAGGAGGCCCCUUGCCCUGCCAUGCAGCUUGAAGAGUUCACCGACGAUGAAGACGGCGGUGCGACUGGCAGUGUUCAGGAGUUGCAGGAGGAGAGGCACUUGGUGGCAGCCCGCAUGCGCGAAGGUAAAGCUUGGAAGCAGGCGGCCCAGAAGAGUACCGAGCUCGCGGACCUGAAGCAGCGCUACGCCGAUGUGGCGCUGUCGAACAACUGCGAG